Molecule: messenger RNA, 346 nt
Organism: Oreochromis niloticus (Nile tilapia)
Lineage: Eukaryota; Metazoa; Chordata; Actinopteri; Cichliformes; Cichlidae
Gene: pet117
Product: PET117 cytochrome c oxidase chaperone
Exons: 3
Coding region: 58-303 (81 amino acids)
Biological process (GO): mitochondrial respiratory chain complex IV assembly
Cellular component (GO): mitochondrion
Source: RefSeq, a predicted model, not a curated record
AGAAGAAGAAGACCUUAGCCGCCGCUAGCCACUGUUAGCCGGAGCUGAGACAGCGUGAUGUCCGCGGUCUCUAAGGUGGUCCUGGGAGUGUCCGUGGUUCUGACCGUGAGCACCGUGGCCGCGGUGCACCUCAAACAGGCCUGGGACAGAGAGCGCCUGCGUGAGGGCGUGGUCAGGGAUCUGGAACGGCUCGAGCGCAGGAAGGAGAACCUGCGGCUGCUGGAGGAGCAGCGGCUGCUGACCCGACAGCUGGCGGAGGAGAGACGAAACCGGGAGGCCAGGCUUCACCCACAGGACACCUGAAAAAGACUGCAGUGGUCACCUGCCCAGGUGUGCCGUACCUGAA